Tachysurus vachellii is the source of this 1092-nucleotide messenger RNA. RefSeq names its product POU class 3 homeobox 2a (gene pou3f2a). Gene Ontology annotation, molecular function: DNA-binding transcription factor activity, RNA polymerase II-specific; RNA polymerase II cis-regulatory region sequence-specific DNA binding. Lineage: Eukaryota; Metazoa; Chordata; Actinopteri; Siluriformes; Bagridae. The record is from RefSeq and is a predicted model, not a curated record. The coding region runs from base 1 to 1092 and encodes 363 amino acids. The transcript has a single exon. Gene Ontology annotation, biological process: regulation of transcription by RNA polymerase II; brain development. Gene Ontology annotation, cellular component: nucleus.
AUGGCGACCGCGGCGUCCAACCACUACCGCCUCCUGACGUCGAGCGCGUCCGAAGCGGGAAGCAUGCAGCAGACGCCAGCUUACAGGGACGCGCCAAGCCUGCUGCACAGCGACUACACGACGCUCCAGAGUGCCGCCAACCCACUCGGCCACGCGCACCAGUGGCUCGCGGCGCUCUCGCAAGGCGACGGCUCUCCGUGGUCUGAGCAGGACAUCAAGCCUGCGCUGCACGGCGACGCCGACGAGCUCCAGCACUCACCGAGUCUGCAGCCACAGCAGCAGCAACAACAGUCGCGAGCGGCUCAUUUAGUACACGAGAGCGCGCAUCACCAGGACCAACACUGGAGGGCGAGCACAACGGCGCACAUGGCCAGCAUGACGAGUUCAAACGGACCGAGCAUGAUCUACUCGCAGCCGGGAUACGGAGGCGAGCAGGGCAUGCACCACCAUCCAAAUGUCCUGAGCGAGGCGCAUGAGGACGAACCGAGCCCGCGGAUCAGCGAGCACGGCCACGCGCAGAACCUCCGCCCGGGCCAACACGAGCACUCGGACGACGAUGUGCCCACAUCCGACGAUCUGGAGCACUUCGCUAAGCAGUUCAAGCAGCGGCGCAUCAAGCUCGGUUUCACGCAGGCCGACGUGGGCUUGGCGCUCGGCACGCUUUACGGGAACGUGUUCUCGCAGACCACGAUUUGUAGAUUCGAGGCACUGCAGCUUAGCUUCAAAAACAUGUGCAAGCUCAAGCCUUUGCUGAACAAGUGGCUCGAGGAGGCCGACUCAACUUCGGGCAGCCCCACGAGCCUGGACAAAAUCGCCGCGCAGGGCAGGAAGAGGAAAAAGCGCACCUCCAUUGAAGUGGGUGUCAAGGGCGCACUGGAAAGCCAUUUCCUAAAGUGUCCUAAACCCGGUGCGGCAGAGAUUAACGCGCUGGCGGACAGUCUGCAGCUGGACAAGGAGGUCGUGCGGGUUUGGUUCUGCAACAGGCGGCAAAAAGAAAAGCGGAUGACGCCUCAGUGCGCCCCGUUAACCGACAACAAGGACGUGUACGGGGACACGCCGCCGCACCACGGCGAUCGGACACCGGUUCCGUGA